Molecule: messenger RNA, 660 nt
Organism: Eimeria acervulina
Lineage: Eukaryota; Apicomplexa; Conoidasida; Eucoccidiorida; Eimeriidae
Product: reticulon domain-containing protein, putative
Exons: 2
Coding region: 1-660 (219 amino acids)
Source: RefSeq, a predicted model, not a curated record
AUGGGGAGUUCACAGGAGUGCGGCGGCUGCAUUGUGUCGCGGACACUGGGAUUGGAGUCGCGGGCAAACAGCCUGGCGCUGUUCGUUUCCGUGAACCUCUUCUAUUUCCUCGUCUUUGCAAUGGGGAAAAGCAUGGUCUCCCUGUGCUGCUACUUGUGCCUAGCGCCAGUCAUGCUGGGGUUGCUGCUUAAGGCGUUGCACCUCACGCCUGUAGAGGAGGGACCUUGGGAAAUCGUCAGCCGCUCCGGCAUCGAGUCUUGCGUGGGACGGUUAUACGACAGGACGAAUCAGUUCUUGGAGUUCUGUCGUGACGUCUGCCUGUGGAGGAACGUCUUCUUCACCACCAAGGUCUGCUGCGCUCUGCUGUCUCUCGGAUAUGUGUCUUCCUUCUUAUCUUUCGCCAGCCUGGUGUUCGUCGCGACUUGGGGUUGGUUCUUGUAUAGCAGCUGUUCAUCGUUGUUCCAUGACACAAUUUACCCCAUUGUUUCUCCAUACAUCAAGAUGGCCAACCAGACCUUUCACAAACUCUUUCAGUCGAUUCCAAAGAUGGAAGCUAGUGACAAGAAGCUCCAUGGGACGGGAUAUGCUCGGGUAGCAUUGCUUUCGUUGCUUCUGUACUUGACAGAACAGCUCCAGCGGCGGCUCCCCCGGGCGCUGUAA